Messenger RNA from Mytilinidion resinicola, 1050 nucleotides. RefSeq lists its product as uncharacterized. Lineage: Eukaryota; Fungi; Ascomycota; Dothideomycetes; Mytilinidiales; Mytilinidiaceae. The annotation marks the transcript as partial. Gene Ontology annotation, cellular component: nucleus. The transcript has a single exon. Gene Ontology annotation, molecular function: tRNA binding. Gene Ontology annotation, biological process: tRNA N1-guanine methylation. The record is from RefSeq and is a predicted model, not a curated record.
GAACCACAUGAGCGACCGACCAAAAUGAGGAAGCUAGAUCACGCUGCAGACCCUACCGUAGCUCAAAAAAGAGCGGAUGGCGAGUCCGCAUCAUUGCAGCAAGAUGCACCUUCACCAUAUCUACAGGAGCAUCCCGAACCAGCUAAGGAGAGUUGGGAAUUACAAGACGGGGUAAACGUCGAUCCUGGUGAACCCUCUGACAUUGUCUACGUAUCAAAAAACCAGCAGAAGAAAUUGAAGCGUCAGCAGGCAUGGGAGGCAGGCUUAGAGGCCCGGAAGGUCAAGCGCAAAGAAAAGGCGAAGGCGGCCAAGGAGAGAAGACGAGAGCGAGUGCAACAAGCAGUACUUGCCGGUGAGGACUUCUCGCGGAAGCCAAAGGGGAAAGUCGUUCAGCUUCCGAUCACUUUUAUCAUCGAUUGCGACUUCGAUGACUUGAUGGAAGAUCCCGAACUGAAGUCGUUAGCCAGUCAAAUCACCAGGUGCUACUCCGACAAUAGAAAUGCGCGGUUGAGGGCACACCUUGCCGUGUCUUCCUUUGGUGGGAAGCUGAAGGAGCGGUUUGACGGUGUUCUGGCAAAAAAUCACGAGUCUUGGAAAGGAAUCCAGUUCUUCCCCGAGGAUUUUGUUCAAGUUUCUGAAAAAGCAACGGAGUGGAUGAAGGGAGAAAGAGGCGGCGAGGUUGCCGGACAUCUCAAACGUGGAGACGACUCGGAUGAUCUAGAAGCAGGUGCGGGCACUGGGGAGGUCGUUUAUCUAUCGAGUGAAAGCGAUGUCACAUUGGAGCAUCUGAGCCCGCACAGCACAUACAUUAUCGGAGGUCUCGUCGACAAGAACCGUUACAAAGGCAUAUGCUACAGGCGAGCAAUGGACCGCGGAAUAAAGACUGCUAAACUACCAAUCGGCGACUUCCUACAGAUGAAUAGCCGUGCUGUUCUAGCCACAAACCACGUUCUGGAAAUCAUGCUGAGAUGGUUGGAGCUGGGUGAUUGGGGAGAUGCUUUCAUGGAGGUCAUUCCGAAACGAAAGGGGGGCACAUUACGAGAGUCAGCA